AUGUCACUUCGUCCAAAGAGAAUUGUGUUUGAUCGAACCUUUCCAGAAUUCAAACAAGAUUUAGAACGCUUGUUCAAUUUUACUGGGUUGGAUAAAGUUUCUGCAAUGAAUAUAUUGGUUUAUGAUAUGUGUAAUUCUUCUCCUAAGCCGCAUACAAAUAAAUUAUUUAAUUCUAUCGCCGAUUUUUUGACACAGUACACUAAUAAAAUAAGAAGGUCAAUUUUGGAUCAUGACGAUAUAGUUAGCGCAUAUGCUAGAGAAUGGGAGCAUUAUAGGGUUGCAUCCGAUUUUUCUAGCAAGAUAUGUGAUUAUCUUAAUAAACUUAUAUUGAGAAGUAAAGAUCCUAAAAGUCGUAGUGGAACAGAUAGAUAUCAUCCCGUUGAAGAUGGCAAAUAUAGACGGCAAACUAUUCAUGCGCUGGCAUAUUUGAUAUGGAAGGAGCGAGUUAUUGAUGAUAUAAGGUUGAAGCACUCGGAUCGGUUAAUGUAUCAGAUAUUCGAACUUAUCCGAAGGGAUAGGGAUGGAAAGGAUACUGUUCCUAACGUUGUUGCAGAUGCGAUCAGUUCUUUGGUCGAACUUAACAUUUUGACCGAUAACAAACAACUACAUUUAUAUAGUGAAGUAUUCGAAAAGCCAUACUUGGAAAAAACGAAACAAUAUUACGAAAGAGAGUCCGCAGCGGUGAUAUCAAAUGAUAACAUUUCUCAAUAUAUGAAAAAGGCCAACGAAAGGUUAGAACAGGAGGUGGCGCGCAACCUUAAAUAUUGCCAUCCUGAUUCACAUAGUAUCAUAAUCAAAGAAUGCGAAACCCAAUAUGUAGCUAUGCAUCAAUCACGUAUACAUGGUGAAUUUGAGGCUAUGAUUUCCAAUGAAAAAUAUGAAGAUUGUACUAUGGCCUACAAUCUUCUAUCACGUAUACCUGAUGGUGUUAAUCCUUUGUUGGAGAUAUUUGAGAAAUAUAUUUCAAACAUUGGAAAAGGAAUGAUUGAGAGAAUGGGUAAUUCAAUAGCAAAGGAUCCUAGAGAAUAUGUAGAGUCGCUUAUGGAUCUUCAUAUAAAGUAUAUGAUCGUUUGCCAAAAAGUAUUUAUUAAUGAUUCGGCUUUUGUCGCAGCCGUAGACAAAGCUUUUAGAACAAUUGUUAACGACACAAGUACAAAUCCUAUUGCACAUUCGCCCGAAGUUCUUGCCCGUUAUUGUGAUGUUUUGUUGAAAAAAACACAUAAAGGUGGAUUUAGUGAACAAGAAGUUGAGGAAAAAUUGGAUCAAAUGAUCGUCCUUUUCAAAUAUAUUGAUGACAAGGAUGUGUAUCAAAAAUUCUAUUCAAGAAUGCUUGCCAAACGUCUGAUAUAUGGAAAUUCUGCAUCUGAUGAGGCAGAAGGGAAUAUGAUUACGCGCCUAAAGAUUUCAUGUGGCGUUGAAUACACUAGUAAAUUACAAAAGAUGUUUACUGACAUUACGAUCAGCGCAGAUAUAAAUAGUAAAUUUUCUGAAUACACUAAAAAGAACCUUACUAAUGGAGGAAAUGGCUCGCCAGUUGAUUUUUCCAUAUUGGUUCUAACAGCCGGUGCUUGGCCGUUAACGCAGUCUUCGAUGACAGAAUUUCAGUUACCAACAGAG
Scutellospora calospora is the source of this 1617-nucleotide messenger RNA. The record is from the annotation of a GenBank genome assembly. NCBI's taxonomy places the organism in Eukaryota, Fungi, Glomeromycota, Glomeromycetes, Diversisporales, Gigasporaceae.